Messenger RNA from Dreissena polymorpha, 866 nucleotides. RefSeq lists its product as uncharacterized. The record is from RefSeq and is a predicted model, not a curated record. The transcript has 2 exons. The coding region runs from base 75 to 668 and encodes 197 amino acids. Lineage: Eukaryota; Metazoa; Mollusca; Bivalvia; Myida; Dreissenidae.
CAUCUCCAGUCAAUCUACACAGAUGGGGGUUAGUGGAAGACCCAAAGUUUCAGCUGUGCGACAAACCAGGAACCAUGCAGCACACCCUCUCAUCUUGCCAGACAGCGCUAACACAAGGCCGCUACAGAUGGAGGCACGACACGGUCCUCAAGGAGCUAGCAGACAUACUUGAGCGGGAGAGAAGGAAGACAAGACCUACCAACAAGAAGGCAGUACCAACAAUCAAAUUCGUCAAGGAAGGACAAACUGCCAAGAAGGCAAGAACCGCAGCAACAUCUAUCCUUGAUGAAUCAGAGCGUUGGGAGAUGAAGGUCGACCUAGGAAAACAGCUGGUAUUCCCAGACAUAGUCCAUACCACACAGAGACCAGACAUAGUUAUAUGGUCUCCCAAGGACAAGACACUGGUGAUAAUAGAACUCACUGUACCCUGGGAGACUAGGUGUGAUGAGGCCUACGAGCGGAAAAUGGGAAAGUACACUGAGCUACAAGAACAGUGUAAAAGUCGUGGUUGGAGUGCCUGGCUGUUCCCCGUUGAAAUAGGGUGCAGGGGAUUUCCAGCCCAAUCAUUAUGGAGAAUGCUCAGCAACAUUGGGAUCAAGGGAGGUGACAGGAAGAGGGCUGUAGGCAGACUUGGACAAGCUGCAGAAAAAGCAUCCAACUGGCUGUGAAUGAUGCGAGAGGAGAAGAGCUGGACGCUAAACCACUGACCCGUAGUGUUUGGCCAACACUACGGAUCCACUGCCCGGAGAGUGUCCUGGGAUUAAAGGAUAGAAACACUUGAUGAUAGGCAGUUCCCAGCUGAUGAGUCAGUGGUUUGUGCAGUAGUAUCUGUAUUCUACACAUAAUUUAGUGUUCGUGUGUCGUAU